Messenger RNA from Chinchilla lanigera (long-tailed chinchilla), 5631 nucleotides. It is a transcript of the gene Cd101, whose product is annotated as CD101 molecule. The coding region runs from base 115 to 3174 and encodes 1019 amino acids. The transcript has 9 exons. The record is from RefSeq and is a predicted model, not a curated record. Gene Ontology annotation, molecular function: RNA binding; adenosine deaminase activity. Lineage: Eukaryota; Metazoa; Chordata; Mammalia; Rodentia; Chinchillidae. Gene Ontology annotation, biological process: RNA processing.
UGGGCUGAAAACCACACUACGGCUUCCUCUUUACCUUUGCAAUGAGAGCACACUUGUCACUAUGCUUCUAAGCAACUUCAGUGACGCUUCCGGGAAAGAUCUGCACCAGUCCAAAUGGCACACGUCCUGUAUGUGGCAUCUUUCUCCCUCCUUCUGGCUAAGCUCAGCACUGGCCAGAGAGAAGUAACAGUUCAGAAAGGACCGUUGUACAGAGCUGAAGGUUAUGCUGUCAGCAUUGGCUGCAAUGUAACUGGCCACCAGGGCCCUUCUGAGCAGCAUUUCCAGUGGUCUGUUUACCUGCCGACAGCCCCAUCCAGGGAAAUACAGAUCAUUAGCACCAAGGAUGCCGCCUUCUCUUACGCAGUGUAUGCACCGCGAGUGAAAAGCAGAGACAUCUACAUAGAGAGGGUGCAGGGAAACUCGGUCUUUUUGCACAUCUCCAAGCUCCAGAUGAAGGAUGCUGGCGAGUAUGAGUGUCACACCUUGAACACGGAUGGAAAGUACUAUGGAAGUUACAGUGCAAAGACUAAGCUAACCGUUAUUCCAGAUACUCUCUCUGCCACCAUGCAUUCCCAGACUCUCAGGAAGGAGGAAGGUGAACCAUUAGAACUUACCUGCGAGGCAUCCAAAGCCACAGCUCAACACACCCACCUCUCUGUCACCUGGUACCUGAUACAGCAAGGAGGAAGCAGCCAAACCACCAAGAUUAUUUCCCUCUCCAAAGAUUUUACGUUGACCUCUGGGCCUCUCUAUGCAGAGAGGUUUGCAGCUGGUGAUGUGCAGCUCAACAAGUUUGGGGUCACUACUUUCAGGCUGUCCAUAGGCAGGCUCCAGUCCUCAGAUCGAGGCCAGCUGUUCUGUGAGGCAGCUGAAUGGAUUCAGGAUCCAGAUGAAACCUGGAUUUCCAUCACAAAAAAGCAGACAGAUCAAACAACACUGAGCGUCCAGCCAGCAGUGAGAGACUUUCAAGUCAGCAUUACUGCUGAGAGCACUUUUGCUGAAGGGAAGCCAUUGCAGCUGGUUUGCCUGGUGGUGGGCAGUAGCCAGGACCCACAGCUUCAGGUCGUUUGGUUACUCAAUGGGAUUGAAAUAGCCCACAUUGAUGCUGGUGGAGUCCUGGAUCUGAAGAAGGAUUACAAAGACAGAGCAAGCCAGGGACAGCUCCAGGUUUCGAGGUUAAGCCCCAAGGCUUUCUCCCUCAAGACCUUCUCUGCAGGCCCAGAGGAUGAAGGCACCUACAGUUGCACAGUGACCGAGGUGGUGAGAACUCCAAUGGGCUCCUGGCAGGUGCUGCAGAGAAAGCAGUCACCAGUCAGGCAAGUACAUCUGAAGAAGCCAGCAGCAAGAGGUGUGGUUGUAUCUGCCAAGCAGCAAGCCGUGUGGGAAGGAGAGCCUCUCACCCUUCUCUGCAAGACGGAUGGAACGGAGAGUCCUCUGUCCGUGAGCUGGUGGCACAUCCCGCAGGACCACACUGCGCCCAUGUUCAUAGCUGGCAUGGAGCAAGAUGGUACUCUGCAGCUGGGUGCCUCCACUGAGGGCCCAAGAAGCCAUGGCAGCACAAGGCUGGACAAAGUGGACCGGGGUACCUUCCGGCUGGAAAUCACCUUCACCACGGUCACAGAAAGUGGUGUAUACGAGUGCAGAGUGUCUGAGAGAACCCAGAACCGGGUUGGAGAUCUGUAUUGGGCUCACAAUAUUUCGGUCACUGUGAAAUCUCUAAAAUCAAGUUUACAAGUUAAUUUGAUGAGCCGUCAGCCAAAGGUAAAGUUAAUGGACACUUUCGACCUGUCCUGUAUAGCGAAGGCCGCCUAUUCUGGCCUUGCGCUGCCAAUCACCGUGACAUGGUAUUUCCAGCCGGUCAGGUCUCAAAUCUUUCAUCAGAUAAUUCGAAUCACCCAUAAUGGCACUGUUGAAUGGGGGGAUUUCCUCUCCCAGUUCCACAAGAAGGUGAAGGUUUCACAGACUUCAUAUUGUUCUCAACUCUUAAUCUAUGAUUCCACUGUGGAAGAGACAGGAAUGUAUCAGUGUAAAGUGGAAGUUUAUGACAGAAAUUCCCUACACACGAACAAUCCAGCCAAGGCCUCAGCCACCUCUUACCCACUGAAAAUAUCUGUCACUUUACCAGAGAGCACCCUAAGAGUGAAUGCAAGCCAUCAAUACCAAGAGAUCUCCAUCAACUCCAACACAGUUAUAGAAUGUAAUGUCUCAUCCCAGCACGCUAGAAACCUCCAGUUAGCCAUUACUUGGUAUUUCUCUCCCAUUUCCAGUAGUACAUCUUGGCUGAAGAUCUUGGAAAUGGACCAGACCAAUGUUGUAAAAUAUGGGGAUGAAUUUCACACCCCACGGAGAAAACAAAAAUUUCACUCUGCGAAAAUUUCCCAAAACUUGUUUCAGCUGCACAUUCUGAGUGUGGAAGACAGCGAUCAGGGCACGUAUUACUGUGCUGUGGAGGAAUGGCUUCUGUUUACAAAUGGCACGUGGCAGAGGCUUGGAGCGGAGAAGUCAGGACUGACAGAAUUGAAACUCAAGCCCACAGGAAGCAAGGUAAAUAUCUCCAAAAUUUACCUGACAGAAAAUGCCACUGAGCAUGGAAAUGUGGACAUCCACUGCAGCCUUGAGGGCUCAGGGGACUCAACCUCCCUGUACUCUGUGACAUGGUUCUGGAGCAGGGGAGACACCAGGCGUCACAUGCUGGUGCACCUGCAGCACGAUGGCUUGCUGGAGUAUGGGGAUGAGGGGCGCAGGAGACAUCUGCACUGCUACCGUUCGUCUCCUACGGACUUUGUCCUGAAGCUGCAUGAGGUGAAGGAGGAAGAAGCUGGGAUGUACUGGUGCAGUGUGGCAGAGUGGCAGCUGCAUGGCCAUCCGAGCAAGUGGGUCAACCAAGCGUCAGAUGAGUCACAGUCGAUGGUGCUCAGAGUGCUUUCUUCAGAGCCCACGUUUCCUGCCAGGAUCUGUUCCUCAGCACCUUUACUCUAUUUCCUAGUUGUCUGCCCCAUUGUCAUGUUUGGUCUUCUGUUGAUUUCCCUCCUCUGCUUAUACCAGAAGGCCAGGAAGUUGUCAAGGGAGAGUCUCAGCGCACAGAAAGAAAAGGCUCUUUGGGUAGGCAUGAAAGGGGCUGGAGGCUGGACCGCAGACAGAAGAGAGGAGGAAGAGGAAGAUGAACACAACUGAAUCCUGAGAGGUGCCUGCAGCUGCAGUGUGCUGGGACUUCUGAACUGGACUGGCUGGGGCCUGAAAGAAUUCUGAUUCUGUCCUUUACCAUGUCUGGGGCUCUGUGCAUGUCACUCAGGGCUCGCAGGGAACAUUUAGGGAGCACUUACGUGCUGCCUGGAACUGUAAGUGCUUCUUUGUGUAUUAACCUGCCUACCCAGUGUAGCCUUCAGGAGUAGAUAACAUCAUUAUCCUAGAGCCUCCCUCCCACAGCCUGGGCCCUCACACAGCAUGGAGGAGCAAAUGAGCUGCUAACACAGAGCCCUGGGUGGGCCUUCCCUCUCCUCCCACCUCUUACACCACUGAUUCUCCUGGAAACUCUGGCUCCAGGUGAUCUUUUUGCUCUAGGUAAGAAACAUAGGAAUGAAUCUGGUGUCAGCAAGGCAAAAGGAAUUGAGAACACGCUCUUUUUUACUUCAAAUCUGCCUCUGCAACCAGAAUGUAACUUCUUUCCAGGGAGAAAUCCAAUUAUCUUCCUCUAGCUCAUCUACAAAUGCCCACUCGACAGCUUAAAAGUAGGAGAAUCAGUAUUGAUUCUUUGAUAAAAUGAUAAAACAUUUUAUACACUGAUGGGAGGGUGAUUGUUUUUGUGCUACAAGACUUAAGUCAUCAUGAAGGAAAACUCUUCUGUUCUUGGGGGGUGGGGUGUUUGUGCGGCAAUGUAUCGUCCAUGUCUCCCCACCACCAAAAGCCCAUGGCUCUUGGUACUUUCUGUGACCUGACAGUCUUGGGUAGUAGGAAAAGACUGUGGUAGAUCUGGAGGAGGAGAGGUCACAGGGCCACCACCCCUCCUAUUCUAGCAGAGCUAGGGUUCAAGACAAGCAGCAAGGAAAAUCUGAUGCUUAACGGUCCCCCAAUUCACAGGCUGGAAAAUUCCAAGGAUAGGGCCAACAUGCCAUGUCUUCAGCAGGUGUCUCUGCAGGGCCUAGGGGCCCUCACCUUUAUUUCAAAAGCUAUUCAGACGCAGGUUUAGCCAUAAUUGGAAAUCAAUCAAUGCCACCUAACAGACUUGACAAAACACCUCUAUUUAUCAUCUAUGUGACCAACAGGGUUGCUUUAGCAUUCAGUAAUUUGCAUUUCCAAGGAGAGCAAUUUAUUUUUAAUUAUUUUAUCAAGUACACAGUCCUCUCCAAAUGUAAUUAGUUCCUUUGCUCCUUUGCAAGCAGAUUAUUGGUGGCUGUGAGAACUUCCUCCACAGACCUGCGGAUUCCUUAAAUUCAUCUCCCUUUAUAGCCUCAUCUGAAGUACUCCAAAUGUUUUCUUAAACAUGUCAACACAUUUACUUCUCUCUCAGGUAGGGGAGCAUAUUUUUUCUGCACACAAAGCUGAAAUUAAGACGUCUUAGAGAGUAUGAUAACCCGUUCUCCCAUUUUUUAGAAAACUUUAUUUUAAUUGGGAUUUUGAAGAGAAAGAAAAUGGAGCCCCAACCAGAGAAUCCUAGAAUGGAUGGCGUGCUGCCCAUUUUCCUGGAGCACCCACACCCCACCGCCUCACCUCUCUGACCUGGGUGUGCUUUCUGCUCUCUACUCAAACAGCACUUCUCACCUUUGAGCCCUGCACUGGGCAGGGGCACGCAGGGCUAUCAAAGGCUCCCUCCUACCUCAGUAAAGCAGCGGGAGUGUUUCCCAGGAAGUGCUUCCACCCAUCGAGCACCAUGGCAAGUGCAGGGCCCAGCAGUGACUCAGACACAGCUUCCUCCCAUCUGUUCUAGAUGCUCUCUAGACCUAGAGACCUACGGCACAUUAGGUUUUCUUAGAAACUUAAGAAAAUCUAUUGCACUAUUUGUCCAUUGUGAGUUUUUAGACAACUAAAACCUCAGAGUCAUUUUUCAACUUUUGAACUUUUAGAAAAAAUUUUGCUGUGAUUCAGUUCAACAGAUACAUUACAUGAAACUUCCCUCCAGUUAUGCACUUGCUCAUUUUAAUGUUUGAAACCUAAUGGAGAGCUUCACUUUCACUCAUUGCUUUCAACUUUUCCAUUCUGUAUCACCUGGUUUUGCAUUCAGCUUUUUUUACAUAAAUCUUCUUUGGCAACAGGACAAGACUCUAUCUCAGGGAUUAGCAAACCGUGGCUCAAAGGGCCAAAUCCAGCCUACCAUGAGUUUUAAAAAUAUAAUUUAUUAGAAUAGAGUUGCUCCUGUUCGCUUUCUAUCUAUGGCUGCUUUCAUGGUAAAAUGGUAGAGCUGAAUAACUGCCAAAGAAACCAGAUAGGCUACAAAGCCUAAAAUGCUUACUUUUUGACCCUUUACAGGAAGUUACCAACCCUACUCUCUUCUGAUGUUUAAUAUUCUGUCUGUCUUGGCUAUGUAUUAUGUUUCUGGGAAACUUGAUUUGAGCUAUUAUAUCUCAAUCUGUUAUGAAUCUGAUUUGACUUAAUAAAUAAUCUUAGGCCCUCAGGAUUGCUGUUUAGUCCAAGCCA